Messenger RNA from Rangifer tarandus platyrhynchus (Svalbard reindeer), 1272 nucleotides. Lineage: Eukaryota; Metazoa; Chordata; Mammalia; Artiodactyla; Cervidae. The record is from the annotation of a GenBank genome assembly.
AUGAGCCCGACCACACACUGGGGAGAGAAGUUCCUGAAUCUGCGGGUGCCCCCCGCCGGGGUAUUUGUUGUGGCUUUCCUUGCCCGAGUGGCCCUGGUUUUCUAUGGGGUCUUCCAGGACCGGACCUUGCUAGUGAGGUAUACAGACAUCGACUACCAGGUCUUCACGGACGCCGCGCGUUUCGUCACGGAGGGGCGCUCCCCUUACCUCAGGGCGACAUACCGAUACACUCCCCUGUUGGGGUGGCUACUCACUCCCAACAUCUAUCUCAGUGAACUGUUCGGAAAGUUUCUCUUCAUCAGCUUCGACCUCUUCACCGCAUUCCUCCUAUACCGGCUACUGCUUCUUAAGGGCCUGGGUCGCCGCCAGGCUUGCGGGUACUGUGUCUUUUGGCUUCUUAAUCCCCUACCUAUGGCGGUGUCCAGCCGAGGCAAUGCGGACUCGAUUGUCGCCUCCCUGGUGCUUAUGACCCUGUACCUAAUAGAAAAAAGACUGGUCGCGUGUGCCGCUGUAUUCUAUGGUUUCGCAGUGCACCUGAAGAUGUAUCCGGUGACCUAUAUCCUUCCCAUUGCCCUCCACUUGCUUCCGGAACGCGACAGUGACGAAGGUUUCCCUCAAUCCCGAUAUUCUUUCCAGGCUCGUUUGUACGAAUUCCUGAAAAGGUUGUGUCAUCGGGCUGUGCUGCUCUUCGUAGCAGUUGCUGGACUCACGUUUUUUGCCCUGAGCUUCGGUUUUUAUUACAGAUAUGGUUGGGAAUUUUUGGAGCACGCCUACCUUUAUCACCUGACCAGGCGAGAUAUCCGACACAACUUCUCUCCAUACUUCUACAUGUUGUAUUUGACCGCAGAGAGCAAGUGGAGUUUUUUCCUGGGAAUUGCCGCAUUCCUGCCGCAGUUCAUUUUACUUUCAGCAGUGUCUUUCGCCUAUUACAGAGACCUUGUCUUUUGUUGUUUUCUUCAUACGUCAAUUUUUGUGACAUUUAACAAAGUCUGCACCUCCCAGUACUUUCUUUGGUACCUCUGCCUCCUGCCCCUUGUGAUGCCACUAGUGAGAAUACCUUGGAGAAGAGCUGUGGUUCUCCUGAUGUUAUGGUUCAUCGGGCAGGCCUUAUGGCUGGCUCCUGCUUAUGUUCUUGAGUUUCAGGGAAAGAACACCUUUCUGUUUAUCUGGUUAGCCGGUUUGUUCUUCCUCCUUAUCAACUGUUCCAUCCUCAUUCAAAUCAUUUCCCAUUACAAGGAGGAACCCCUGACAGACAGAACCAAAUAUGACUGA